AGCAAAGCUAAAUGACCUAGGUUAAGUCAACGCAGUGUUCAGAAAAGAAAAGCUGAAAUAGAUAGUCAGUGAGAUUAUGAGAGAACUUAGACUUGAAAUAAACGUCAAGCUGUCAAUAACUCUAGUUCAAUAGCUUUGUCAAUUAAAAAUAGAAAAAGAUGAUUACAAAAUCUAGAGUGUGAACAUUUUUAAAAUAAAUGUGUUGUGAUAUAUGUUCGAUGUUUAACUGUAUUGAAUCAAUAAAACAGUAUGAAAGGUAUAAAACCAGCUGCUCUUAAUCGAAUUUAUUUGAGUUCUACAACUAAUACUAUCCUUAAAGUCCUAACAAUAUAUAACUUAUUGAGAACUUAAAAAUCAUGAAAAAUAUUGGAAUAUUAAUUUUCAUCACAAUAAUUAUUAAUGUAUCAUUAGGAUUUUUGAUUCAUAAUACAACCAUUCAUGAAAAACCGGACAGAAUACCAAAUCGAUCAAGAUAUUAUAAUUUUGGAACAGUAGUUCUUCUGGAUGCGCAAAAAUCAAGGAUGAGAGACGAGGUUAAGGAUGAAACAGCUUUUGGAAACAUUUCUAGAAUGCCCGGCGAAUCUAAUGGACUCAAUGCAACCGAAAAACAACGUUUACUUAAAAUCAAAGAAUAUUUAGUAAAUAAUUUCACUGGUUUUAGUGGUAAUAUUAAUAACGCAUCAAAGUCAGAUGAUUUCAAAAAUAUUUUACGACAUUAACUUUAACUGAUUAGAAAAUCGUGUAUUUUAUUUGCACAACAGUUUUGAAUCAAUGUUGAAACUUGUAAUUUUACAAUCUGUUGUGUUGAAACUAUUUUUUUAGAUACAAAUAGAUUUUAUUCUACACAUUACGUUAAGGUCAUGUUUAUGACAACAUUGUCAAAAUUCAAGUAAGAUAUAUUCUUUUCAAAAUUAAUCAUGUUACUUUGUAAUGUUUUCAUUAUCAAAAUUUGAAUGUAAAGUCAGCUUUCGAGAUAUUCAACAGAAGGAAAAUAUUUGUAUGCA
This is a messenger RNA of Microplitis demolitor, 1004 nucleotides long. RefSeq lists its product as uncharacterized. NCBI's taxonomy places the organism in Eukaryota, Metazoa, Arthropoda, Insecta, Hymenoptera, Braconidae. The record is from RefSeq and is a predicted model, not a curated record. The coding region runs from base 357 to 719 and encodes 120 amino acids. The transcript has 4 exons.